This is a messenger RNA of Closterium sp. Naga37s-1, 849 nucleotides long. The record is from the annotation of a GenBank genome assembly. NCBI's taxonomy places the organism in Eukaryota, Viridiplantae, Streptophyta, Zygnematophyceae, Desmidiales, Closteriaceae.
AUGGCGGAGGUUGUCUCCAAGGUGCAGGAGUGGCGGGAGGAGGGAGGGCAAGGCGGAGAUCGUGUUUGGGGUGCUGUUCUGUUCAUCGCUGAGGACGGCAAGGCGGGGAUUGUUCCAGGGGUGCUAUUCAUUGACGAGGUGAGUUGGGUGUGCAGGGCAUGUGACGACCGCAACGACGAUGGUGAUGACCUCCCCUCCUCUCUUGAAACCUUCCCACCGUUUUCCAUCUCUUCUGCUCCCUUCUUCUCCCCUCCACCCCUCCAACCCCCUCCAUCCCCUUUCACCCGCCUCCGCCCCUCGCCACCCUUCUCCACCACUCUCCGCCGCUCCCCCCUCCUUCAGGUGCAUAUGCUGGACAUCAAGUGCUUCUCCUUCCUCAACAGAGUUCUCGAGAACGAGAUGGUGCCCAUACUGGUGCAUAUACUCGAUAUUGAGUGCUUCUCCUUCCUCAACAGAGCCCUGGAAAACGAGAUGGCGCCCAUACUCGUCGUGGCUACCACCAAUCGGGGCAUCACCACAUGUCAUCCUGCUGGAUUUCCUCUACCGCCUGCUUAUAAUCAGCACCGAGUGACAUGCCGCCACAUGGCAUUCUGCUGGAUUUCCUCGACCGCCUGCUCGUCAUCAGCACCGAGAAGACUUAAGGAUGGGGUUACCAAGGAGAUCGUCAAGAUCCUUCCAUCCCUGCCCCAUACCCGCCCCAUCCCCGCCCCGUCCCCACCCCAUCCCCGCCCCAUCCCCGCCCCAUCCCCGCCCCGUCCCCGCCCCAUCCCCGCCCCGUCCUCGCCCCAUUCCUACCCCAUCCGCAUCCCAGCCAUACAAGGGGGAGGAGAACAAGGGAGAUCAUUCUGA